This is a messenger RNA of Bombina bombina (fire-bellied toad), 2776 nucleotides long. RefSeq names its product gastrula zinc finger protein XlCGF26.1-like. Lineage: Eukaryota; Metazoa; Chordata; Amphibia; Anura; Bombinatoridae. The record is from RefSeq and is a predicted model, not a curated record. Bases 99 to 1469 code for a protein of 456 amino acids. The transcript has 2 exons.
GACACGGUCAGAGCACUGAGAGAUAUCGGGUAUUGAUGUAAUUGGAGUGAAUAAGGGAACCUUCUUCCUGAGCACAGACAUUGGAGCCUGUUAUCAGCAUGAACUCAUAUGUGUUAGACAACCACUUGAAUAGUUCAUAUCCAUCCCUUACGACAGGAAGUAUCAGAAUGAUAACACAAACUCCAAAAGUCUUAGACACUAAUGGCUAUUCACAAACAUUGGGGAACUCACAGCAGAUAUUUGUUGAAUUGGCAGGAACCGGGCAGCAAUCAUGUACGGAGAGUAAUUUAGUCAUCAAACAAGAGGACAACAUUUAUGCCUUAUCUAGUGAAAUAAUUAUCCCAGAGGACAAACCACACACAUUUACUGAGUACUCAAAACAUUUUAAAGAAGGGAAAAAUCUACAGUCUAGCCAAAUUAUUCAUACAAAUAAGAAACCAUUCAUAUGUACAAAAUGUGAGAAAAGCUUCACAUUUAAUUUGCAUCUCCUUGAACAUCACAAAGUUCACACAGUUAUGAAACCUCACACAUGUACAGAAUGUGGGAAAUGUUUGACUUCCAAGGGAAACCUUACAUCUCAUAAAAAUACCCACACAGGGGAGAAACCGUUUACAUGUAAAGAAAGUGGCAAAUGUUUUAUACUAAGGACAAGCCUUAUACCUCAUGAAAGGACCCACACAGGGGAAAAACCAUUCAUAUGUACAGAGUGUGGAAAAAGUUUUAAAAAAAAGGGUGAGCUGAAAACUCAUGAAAGGACUCACACUGGAGAAAAGCCGUUCACAUGUACAGAGUGUGGAAAAUGUUUUACACAAAUAAAUAGUCUGAAAAUUCAUGAAAGAAUUCACACAGGACAAAAACCUUUCACAUGUACAAAAUGUGGAAAACAAUUUACACAUAAGAGUAAUCUGAAAACUCAUGAAAGGAUUCACACAGGGGAAAAGCCUUUCACGUGUACAGAGUGUGGAACAUGUUUUACACUAAAGAGUACUCUGAAAACUCAUGAAAGGAUUCACACAGGGGAAAACCCUUUCACAUGUACAGAGUGUGGAAAAAAGUUUGCACAUAAAAGUCAUCUGAAAACUCAUGAAAGGAGUCACACAGGAGAAAAGCCUUUCACAUGUACGGAGUGUGGAAAAUGUUUUACACGAAUAAGUAGUCUGAAAAUUCAUGAAAGGACUCACACAGGAGAAAAGCCUUUCAAAUGUACAGAGUGUGGAAAAUGUUUUGCACAAAUAAAUAAUCUGAAAACUCAUGAAAGAAGUCACACAGGAGAAAAGCCUUUCAAAUGUACAGAGUGUGGAAAAAGUUUUACACAAAUAAAUAGUCUGAAAAUUCAUGAAAGGAGUCACACAGGAGAAAAGCCUUUCACGUGUACAGAGUGUGGAAAAAGUUUUACACAUAAAUGUCAUCUGAAAACUCAUGAAAGGAUUCACACAGGAGAAAAGCUUUUCACAUUGUUAAGAAAGUGAAAAAAAUGUAUCCCGUGCCAGUCGGGUAUCACAAAACACCAAAUGUCAACUCAAAAAUUAACUUUAUGUGCACUGUGUGGAAACCUUUUAAAAAUUAUCCUAAAGAGAACAAACUCUCUAAAUAAAAGAGUAAAAAAGGACAACAACCAAACCGCACCUGUGCCAACCUUGCAAACUGCAGACACGGACGCUACGCAACAUAUUACCAGAGAAGACUUACUACAUCUCUCCUCAAAAGAGGACAUCAGAAAUGCAGUUAAAGAAAUGCGGGACCUGUUUAAUGAUCUUAGAAAAGAUAUUAACACGCUAGACACCAGAAUGACACAUUCUGAAGCAAGGCACUCUGAAACCUCUACAGCAGUUACACAAAUACAGUCUGAAAUUCAACAUCAAUCGGAGACUAUACAAGUUUUAUCUGACAAUCAUCUGAGAAUCAGGGGUGUGUCGGAAACCAUACAUCCUCCAGCAAUAGAGGGGUACCUGCAGAGUCUGUUCCGCACACUUAAAGGCACCCUGUCAUCACCUGAAUUACCAUUGGAACGAGCCCAUAGGGCACUUAGAGCAAGACCUCCCUCAAAAGCACCUCCUAGAGACAUUAUAGUCCGCUUUUUACAUUACUAAAAUGUGCACGCACCAAGCAACCAAUACAGCAUGCAGGCGAGGACUUACAAAUUUUCUCCGACCUUUCCCCAGCUACCCUGCUGAAGAGAAGGGAGCUAGCUCACAUCACGACGAAACUGAGGGCCCACAAAAUUCAGUACCACUGGGGUUUCCCCGUUUCACUAAUUGCAACAUGGAACAACGAUGAUUUUUUCGACCCGGAUCGGAUGCUCAGGCCUUUUUCGCCAGUCUCUCGCUAGAAGAUAACAUGUAUCCACAGAGUGUUGACUCUGUACCCUCUGCUUCAUCCACCUGAGGGUAGUGGUGGCUUUAAAACAUAUUGAUAGAAGUCAUGGGCGGUCAUACUCUUUGAUCCCACCUGCUCAGUAUCCUUUUUGAAUCAGUAGGUUACGGGGUAUUGAUGUUUAUCCACCUGGGGACAAGAUGGACAUAAAGCCCUAAGUUGUGACUACUUUUCCACAGGUACUGAAGCCCGCUCUGGGCCCUUGGGGCUGAGAGUCCUACAUAGUUAUCUAUAUUAUUAUGAAGUUAUAGAUGUGGUUUGCAUGGGCUGGCUUUAUUUGCCUUCAGCAUACUCCAUUCCUUGCACUCGUAUAAUUGUUCAGUUAUGUUUGUUACUGUCUUGUUAGGCAUUGUUUCAAAGGUUUUAUGUACUUGAUUGCCCUGUUUUCCCUCUCCUCCUAACA